Molecule: messenger RNA, 324 nt
Organism: Cryptococcus wingfieldii CBS 7118
Lineage: Eukaryota; Fungi; Basidiomycota; Tremellomycetes; Tremellales; Cryptococcaceae
Exons: 3
Coding region: 1-324 (107 amino acids)
Source: RefSeq, a predicted model, not a curated record
AUGACACUCAGCCAGACCCCUCAAGUAGUGACUAUCGACGCUUCCGAGCCAGUCGAAAAGAUCCACGAGAUCAUCGCACGAGACGGUGGUGUCAUUGUCUCCAACCUCUUCUCCCCCGAGCUGCUCAAAGAGACCGAGGACGCCCUCAAGCCCUGGUUCGACAAGCGGGAGGGUUCUUCUCGGAUCUACGGUCUCUUGGGUAAAGUCCCAGAGCCCACCAUCAAGGCUCUGCGAUUGCCCAUUUGGCAGAGUGUGAUGGCAAUGCUUCUCAACGACGAGUACUUUUCCUAUGUUGGCGACAAACACCUUCCCCAGAAGAGUUGA